AUGCAAUAAAAUAUCUUGCUUGAGUCUUGCACUGAAAGCUAUACACAAAGUUUAGAGGCUUAAAAUAGAGGAGCUCAUAGAAUUGAGCUAUGUGAUAAUUUAGCUUAGGGAGGAACUACUCCUUCUUAUGGAACCAUUAAAAUUUGUAAAGAAAGAUUGAAUAUCCCACAAAGUGUAAUGAUUAGACCAAGAGGUGGAGAUUUCACUUACAGUAAAGAUGAACUUGAUAUCAUGAGAGAAGAUAUUAAAAUUUGCAAGUAGCUUAAUGUAGAUGGUGUAGUUUUUGGAUUUUUAACCAAAGAUUAAAAAUAGAUCGACUUUGAAUUGACUAAAGAGUUUGUAGAGCUAUCAGCUCCACUCAAGGUAACAUUUCACAUGGCUUUUGAUGAAGUAGAUGACUAAUUUUAAGCUUUAGAAAAAUUGAUAGAAUUGAAGGUUACAAGAAUACUAACAAAAGGUGGAAAAUUUAAAAAUGCUUUAGAAGGUUAGGAAGUUUUGAAAAAAUUAAUUGAGUAAGCAAAUGGAAGAAUUGAAGUGAUGCCAGGAAAAGGAAUAAAUUCUUAAAAUUAUAAGCAAUUAGCAGAAUUUACUAAAGCUACUCAAUUACAUGGAACUCAAAUAGUUUGA
Tetrahymena thermophila SB210 is the source of this 627-nucleotide messenger RNA. RefSeq names its product copper homeostasis protein CutC. Gene Ontology annotation, molecular function: copper ion binding. The record is from RefSeq and is a predicted model, not a curated record. The transcript has a single exon. NCBI's taxonomy places the organism in Eukaryota, Ciliophora, Oligohymenophorea, Hymenostomatida, Tetrahymenidae.